Striga hermonthica is the source of this 384-nucleotide messenger RNA. The record is from the annotation of a GenBank genome assembly. Lineage: Eukaryota; Viridiplantae; Streptophyta; Magnoliopsida; Lamiales; Orobanchaceae.
AUGGUGAAGAGAGAGUUCAAGACGGAUGAUGAAUUUUUGGGGAUUUUGGAGAAAGCAAAAGAAACGAAUGUAUUAGUUGUUGUGGAUUUUUAUCGAACUUCGUGUGGGAGCUGUCGGUAUAUAGAGCAAGGUUUUGUGAAACUAUGCAAAGGCGCUGGUGACCAAAAAGCUCCAGUUAUUUUUCUAAAACACAAUGUCCUUGAUGAAUAUGAUGAACAGUCUGAGGUUGCUGAAAGGCUUCGAAUUAGGACUGUUCCGCUUUUCCAUUUUUACAAAAAUGGGUUCUUGUUGGAAGCAUUCCCGACCAGAGAUAAAGAGCGAAUACUCGAAGCCAUCAUCAAGUACACAGCUCCUGCUUCUCAAGAAGUCGAUUCUGUUUUGUGA